AUGUCCGAAACCAACGAAGUCUCAGUCGCGAUCAUCGGUAGCGGCAUAAUCGGCAGCGUGCUAGCCCUAGGUCUCAUCCGGCGCAACAUCAAAGUCCAGGUCUACGAGCAAGCACGCUCCCUCCGCGAAAUUGGUGCCGGGAUCGCAUUUACCGCGAAUGCAAGACGAUGUCUAGGUCUGAUUGAUCCACGGCUCGACGACUGUGUGACAGCCGUCGGAACGGUUAACGGAGACCCAGCCAGGCCGAAUAAUCACAUGCAGUUCAUCGAUGGAUACACCCAUGACCCCGUUAAGCAUCAUCUUCCAGGUGAGGAUCUUGCUGGCAAGACGUUGUACAAGCUCCAUGCCGGGCCCAGGGGGUUUGAGGGGUGUCAUCGGGCGCACUUUCUGGAGGAAGUCAUGAAACUAAUGCCUGAGGAUGUUGUGCACUUGUCGAAGAGGCUGGAUGUUUACCACCUUCCACCCGAGGACAGAGAUGGUAGCGGUUCUGGGAAUGAGAAGAUCAAACUCGUCUUUUGCGACGGUUCCACCGCCGACGCAGAUAUCGUAAUCGGCUGCGAUGGGAUCAAAUCGCGCGUCCGCGGGCUCCUUUUCGGGACCGACAACCCAAUCUCCCAUCCGCACUAUACGCACAAAGUUGCUUACAGGGGUCUCAUCCCCAUGCACCUGGCAAUGGAACGUCUAGGCACCUACCGCGCUCUCAAUCAGCACAUGUAUGGUGGGCCCAAUGCACACUUGCUACAUUUUCCAGUUGCUGGUCAGAAACUCCUUAAUGUCGUUGCCUUUGUUAAUGAUCCUGAAGAGUGGCCUCUGGAUCGGAAUAUGACGCAACCUGCGACGGCGGGCGGAUUACAGAGUGCUUUUUCCGAAUGGGGCCCGACAGUGCGUGCUAUUGUUGAUCUGCUUACAAAAUCCCAGGGGAUGGACAAGUGGGCGGUUUUUGAUCAUUUUGAUCACCCUGCUCCAAGGUAUGUUGGUGGCAAAGGCGAGGGAGGGAUGGGAAGGGUUUGCAUUGCCGGUGACGCGGCACAUGCUAGUGCGCCGCAUCAUGGUGCUGGAGCUGGUAUUGGCGUUGAGGAUGCCCUGGCGUUGUCUAUCCUACUUGAGAAGGCGGUUGGUGAUAUCAAGUCUGGGAGUCGAUCCAAGGGAACCACGCUGGGGGCUGCCCUACAGGCAUUUUCUAAUGUCCGGCACGAGCGGUCUCAAUGGCUUGUAAGGAGCAGUAGGGAGGUGUGCGAAACGUAUGAGUGGAUUAAUCCUGAAUGUGGGGGGGAUAUGGCCAAGGGCUUUGAGGAUGUCAAGGAAAGGUCGCAUAAGAUCUGGUAUUUUGAUAUUGAGGGAAUGGUGGAAGAGUUGACAAGGGAGUAUCACACUGAAUUCCAGAACAGCUAG
Molecule: messenger RNA, 1392 nt
Organism: Aspergillus versicolor CBS 583.65
Lineage: Eukaryota; Fungi; Ascomycota; Eurotiomycetes; Eurotiales; Aspergillaceae
Exons: 2
Coding region: 1-1392 (463 amino acids)
Biological process (GO): secondary metabolite biosynthetic process
Molecular function (GO): FAD binding
Source: RefSeq, a predicted model, not a curated record